GCAUGCGCAUGUGUUCAGAAAGAAAAUGGCCGGUAGCGUGUGUGUUUAGAGGUGUUGUUUGACGUGUUCGUUUUUCUAAUUAUUUGACAAAAGAACAAUAAAUUAUUCGCAUGGAUAAUAAACAUUUAUGACAAGUGUAUUCUCCGGCGUGUUUAUCACUAAAAUAAUACGCAGGAAUUAGAUUUGAAUAAUAUGGCGAGUCCCUCGCCUCAAUCAUCGCCGAUGCCGCCUCCACAAGCACCGAGUCCAAUGGGUCCACCACAACAAUCUCCAUCGCCUUCGAAUCCACAAGGAAGUCCAAUGGGACCACCUCAACAUCAUCCUCAGAGUCCUACUCAAGGUUAUCAGCCGCCUCCGCCACCACCUGGAGGACCUUCAAUGCCACAAUCACAACAAUCGGGCCCACCACAACAAAAUUAUCCGCCCCAUCCACAACAAAUGCCUCCAAAUAUGGGACCUCAGGGUCAAGGAGGACCUGGUCCUGGACCUGGACAACCAGGACCUGGAGGACCAAUGGGCCCAGGAGGACAAAUGGGUCCGGGAUGUCCCAUAAAUUCACAAAUGGGACCUGGAGGACCACAAAAUACACAAAUGGGUCAAGGAGGUCCAGGAUCUCAACAAGGACCAAUGGGUCCAAAUCAAAUGGGCCCUAAUGGACCACAAGGUGGACAUCAUAUGGUACCAGGCGGUCCUGGACAAAAUCCACCUGGACAAAUGGGACCUGGAGGUCCACCAGGUCAUCAAUAUUCUGGAGGAAUGGGGCCAGGCUCACAGCAAGGACCAAUGGGUCCAGGACAAAUGGGACACUCUGGACCGCAAGGAGUGCCUCAUAUGGUACAACAAGGUGGUCCAGGACAAAUGGGAUCUUCAAAUCAAAGUGGUUCACCAGUUCAAAUGGGACAGAGCGGUCCACCUGGACAUCAAUUUACAAAUUUAGGACCAGGAUCUCAACAAGGACCAAUGCCACCGGGACAAAUGGGGCCAAAUGGUCCUCAAGGUGGACAUCACAUGGGUGGUCCCGGACAAAUGGGCUCUGGAAAUCAAGGAGGACCAGGACAAAUGGGUCCUGGCGCUCCACCCGGAGGAAUGGGUCCAGGUUCACAGCAAGGACCCAUGGCUCCUGGACAAAUGGGACCUAAUGGUCCGCAAGGUGGACAUCACAUGGGCGGUCCUGGUCAAAUGGGCUCUGGAAAUCAAGGAGGUCCUGGACAAAUGGGACCCGGUGGUCCACCAGCAGGUUAUCAAUUUUCAUCCUUAGGCGGAAUGGGUUCAGGAUCACAAGGUCCAAUAGGUCCAGGUCAAAUGGGACCUAAUGCACCACAAGGCGGACAUCAUAUGGGCGGUUCAGGACAAAUGGGCUCCGGUAAUCAAGGUGGUCCAGGACAAAUGGGACCCGGUGCUCCACAAGGUCAUCAAAUGUCGUUCCCUGGUAGUAUGGGACCAGCAUCCCAACAAGGACCGAUGGGUCCAAAUCAAAUGGGUCCCAAUGGACCGCAAGGAAUGCCACAUAUGGUUCAAAGUGGACCAGGACAAAUGGGUUCUUCAAAUCAAAGCGGACCACCGAGUCAAAUGGGCCCUGGUGCACCACCUGGUGCACCAAAUCCAAUGCCACCGCAAAUGGGUCCAGGAGGUGGUGGUCCAGUUGGUCAACAAGGUGCACCAGGUCAAAUGGGACCAGGUGGUAGUGGACCAAUUAUUCCCGGUGGUCCCGGCGGUCAAAUGAAUCAAAAUGCACCGGGACAAAUGCCAGGUGCCCCACCACCUGGACCACCGCCAGGUCCUCCUGGUUCGGGACAGGAAAAUUUAAAUGCCCUACAAAAAGCAAUUGACUCAAUGGAAGAGAAAGGUCUUCAGGAAGAUCCACGUUAUUCCCAACUUAUUGCACUAAGAGCACGUCAAGGAAAUAAUAUGGGAGAUAAACAAACAUUUAGCUCACAACAAUUGCAACAACUUCGUAUGCAGAUAAUGGCUUAUCGAUUAUUAGCACGAAAUCAACCUUUGUCACAGCAAUUGGCACUCGCUCUUCAAGGUGGAGGUCCUCCUCCAGGUAUCGUUCAAAGACCAAUUGAUCCAUCACAAGGUCCGACUUCGGGUUCACAAGCACCUGGUGCAAAUGCAAUGGGUCCUGCAGGAGCGCCAAGACCUGGAUCACAAACACCGCAACAACAGCAGCAACAACAACCACAACCUGGAGCUAAAACCAAUAGAGUGACAAGUCUCGCGAAACCUGCAGGUCUUGAUCCUCUUUUAAUUCUCCAGGAACGCGAAAAUAGAGUCGCUGCUCGUAUUGCACUUAGAAUGGAGCAACUUAGCAAUUUGCCAACUAAUAUGCCGGAAGAUCUUCGUAUUCAGGCGCAAAUUGAAUUGAGAAUGUUGAGAGUUUUGAAUUUCCAACGACAACUCAGAUCUGAGAUUAUUGCCUGCACUCGUAAGGAUACAACUUUGGAAACUGCAAUUAAUGUUAAAGGCUAUAAACGAACCAAAAGGCAAGGUUUACGUGAAGCGCGUGCCACUGAGAAAUUGGAGAAACAACAGAAACUUGAAGCAGAACGUAAACGCAGACAAAAACAUCAGGAAUUCCUCAGUUCGGUUCUGCAACAUGGCAAAGAUUUUAAGGAAUUCCAUCGUAAUAAUCUUGCAAAAAUGUCACGUCUCAAUAAAGCGGUGCUUAAUUAUCAUGCGAAUGCAGAACGAGAACAAAAGAAGGAACAAGAGAGAAUUGAAAAGGAACGUAUGCGUCGUCUUAUGGCAGAGGACGAAGAGGGUUAUCGUAAGCUUAUCGAUCAAAAGAAAGACAAACGUCUCGCAUUUCUUCUUUCACAAACUGACGAAUAUAUUUGCAAUCUCACUGAAAUGGUUAAACAACAUAAAAUGGAACAAAGAAGAAAGCAAGUUGAAGAACAAAAACGUAGAAAGAAGAGGAAGAGGGACGGUGAAGUUGGAGAAGAUGGCACUGUGGAAGAUGUGCGAGUUUCUGUUAUUGAACUUUCUACUGGUCGCACUUUAACUGGCGAUGAUGCUCCCAUGAUGAGUCAACUUCAAGCCUUUAUGGAAUCACAUCCCGGAUGGGAAGUGAUUGAAACUGAAAGUGAUGAAGACAGCGAAGAAGAAGGCGAAGAGGAAGACGAGAAAAAACAUAAAGAAAAGAGUGCAGAAGAAGAUGAAGACAUGGAUGAACAUAAUAAGGUGAAGAAAACAGUAAAUAAGGCAAAAGUUGAGGACGACGAAUACAAAACGGAGGAACAAACUUAUUACAGUAUUGCCCACACUGUUCAUGAAAGUGUUACUGAACAGGCUUCAAUUUUAGUUAAUGGCAAAUUGAAAGAAUACCAAGUUAAGGGUUUGGAAUGGUUGGUCUCUCUUUUCAAUAAUAAUCUAAACGGCAUUCUCGCUGACGAGAUGGGUCUCGGUAAAACAAUUCAAACAAUUGGCCUUGUCACUUAUCUGAUGGAGAAGAAAAAAGUCAACGGACCAUUUUUAAUCAUCGUUCCCUUAUCGACACUGUCAAAUUGGGUUUUGGAAUUUGAAAAAUGGGCACCUAGCGUUGUUGUUGUAUCGUAUAAAGGAUCGCCAGCUGGUAGACGUGCAAUUCAAUCACAAAUGAGAGCAACUAAAUUCAAUGUUCUCCUAACAACUUAUGAAUAUGUUAUUAAAGAUAAAAGUGUUUUGGCAAAACUUCAAUGGAAAUACAUGAUUAUUGACGAAGGUCAUAGAAUGAAGAAUCAUCAUUGUAAAUUGACGCAAGUACUUAAUACACAUUAUCUUGCGCCACAUCGUCUUCUUCUCACUGGUACACCAUUGCAAAAUAAAUUACCCGAACUUUGGGCGUUACUCAAUUUUCUAUUGCCAUCAAUCUUUAAAUCUUGCAGUACUUUUGAGCAAUGGUUUAAUGCUCCAUUUGCAACGACUGGUGAAAAAGUUGAAUUGAACGAGGAAGAAACUAUUUUAAUUAUUCGUCGUUUGCACAAAGUAUUGCGACCUUUCCUCUUGAGACGUUUGAAGAAAGAAGUAGAAUCACAACUUCCUGAUAAGGUUGAAUAUAUAGUUAAAUGUGACAUGUCUGGAUUACAGAAAGUGCUUUAUAAGCACAUGCAGAGUAAAGGAGUUCUGUUGACCGACGGUUCAGAGAAAGGAAAACAGGGUAAAGGUGGUGCAAAGGCUUUGAUGAAUACAAUUGUUCAAUUGAGAAAACUUUGCAAUCAUCCAUUUAUGUUCCAAGCAAUCGAAGAAAAAUAUUGCGAACACGUUGGUACACAAGGUGGAAUUGUUGCCGGACCCGAUUUGUUUCGAGCGUCGGGAAAAUUCGAAUUAUUGGAUCGAAUUUUACCAAAAUUAAAAGCCACAAACCAUAGAGUAUUAUUGUUUUGUCAAAUGACACAAUUAAUGACAAUUAUGGAGGACUAUUUAACGUGGCGAGGUUUUAAAUAUCUAAGAUUGGACGGUACAACAAAAGCCGAAGAUAGAGGUGAUUUAUUGAAAAAAUUCAACGAUCCAGGAUCGGAUUAUUUCCUCUUUUUACUGUCAACAAGAGCCGGUGGUCUAGGUUUAAAUUUACAAGCCGCUGACACUGUCGUUAUUUUCGACUCCGAUUGGAAUCCUCAUCAGGAUCUACAAGCUCAAGACAGAGCGCAUAGAAUUGGUCAAAAAAAUGAAGUGCGCGUUCUACGUUUAAUGACAGUGAAUUCAGUUGAGGAGAGAAUUUUAGCUGCAGCGCGUUAUAAAUUAAAUAUGGAUGAGAAAGUCAUUCAAGCGGGAAUGUUUGAUCAAAAAUCAACAGGUUCAGAGAGACAGCAAUUUUUACAAAGUAUUUUACAUCAAGACGAUGCCGAUGAUGAAGAGGAAAAUGAAGUGCCCGAUGAUGAGACUGUGAAUCAAAUGAUAGCAAGAAGUGAAGGUGAAUUUGAAUCAUUUCAAAAGUUUGAUCUUGAACGAAGACGUGAGGAGGCAAAAUUGGGAUCACAACGAAAGCCACGUUUACUUGAGGAAUCGGAAUUGCCCGAUUGGCUUGUGAAAGAUGAUGAUGAAGUGGAAAGAUGGGCCUAUGAGGAAGAUGAGGAUAGAUUUUUGGGACGUGGCUCACGGCAACGUAAGGAAGUUGAUUAUACAUUUAGUCUCACUGAUAAGGAAUGGAUGAAGGCAAUUGAUGAGGAAGGUGUUGAAUAUGAUGAUGAGGAGGAGGAUGAUAAAAAGAAGAAGAAAACGAGAAAAAGGAGAAAAAAGGGCGAGGAGGACGAUGAGCCAAUGCCAAAGAAACGAAGAGGCGUUUCUUCGAUUCAUCCAAAAUUAAAGCGUACAAUGAAGAAAAUUAUUGCCGAAGUUGUUGAUUAUACGCACGGCGCUGAUGGACGAUUACUUAGUGAACCAUUUAUGAAAUUACCAUCGCGACGAGAGUUGCCUGAUUAUUAUGAUAUUAUUAAAAAACCACUUACUAUUAAUAAACUACUUACGAAAAUUGAGGAAGGAAAGUAUUUUGAUCUGGAUGAAUUGGAAAAGGACUUUAUGCAGUUGUGCAGAAAUGCGCAAAUUUAUAACGAGGAAGCGUCGCUGAUUCAUGAAGAUUCAAUCACCUUACAGACUGUCUUUACGGACGCACGACGAAAAUUAGAAAUUGAAAUGACUAUUUCCGAGGACGAUAAAGACCCCGAUGAUGGUUCGGAUGGUGAUUCCAGUGUAAAAAUGAAAAUCAAGUUGAAACAGAAGAAAACGGAAGGACGCGUGGGAAGGAGAAAGAAAUCGACUAAAAAAUACAUCUCGGAUGAUGACGAUGAUGGUGAUGAUAAUUAAAGAGGGAGAGAAGAAUUUUUUUUCAUUGUUUUUUUUGAGUCCAAAGCAGCUUCUUCGCGGUAAGAAUUUUGUGAUUUUUUUUUUUUUUAAUUAAACAACUUGACAUUUAAAAAUGCCGAUUAUUUUUUUCUUUAAAAAAAAAAAAUUCUUAAAAUAAUGAAUUACAAAAAUUGAAUAUUUAGCAAACUUUUUUUUUCAUCUUACAUUCGUUUGAUUACAAAUGUAUAAUCACAUUUGUCUAGAAAUUCCUGAUUUAAAAAAAAUUCAAUUAGCUAAAUAUUAAUUUAAUUUUUAUCUUUCUUCUUUUUUUUAAAUAGAGGAAAGAUUUUUUUGUUGUUUGUUUUUGAAUUCUAAUUCUUUUUCAAACAAUAAGUUAUUUUUUAUAGUAAUUUUUGAUUAGUUUUUUUGAAAAAGAAAAUAUUCUCAAUUCUUAAAUAUAAUUUAUUUAUAAACGGCACGACGGAGAAACUCCAAAAAUUCAUUGUAAGGAGUUUUUUUUAAAAAAAAAAAUACAAUUAGAAUUAUGUAUUUAAUUUUUGGGCCAAUUAAUUUUUGUUCAUAUAGAGAUAAAAUAAUUAAUCUCUAAAUUGUCAAAUUUGAACAUUAAUUUUUUUUACGAAUGAAUUGAAUGAUUUUUGAUGAAUUAUAAAUAUGGGCAAUACAUUACAGAAUCAUCGAAUCACUGGUUUAUAACAAGUGAAUGAUUGAGUCUUUCAUUUAAUGAAUGAAAGAAAAAAAAUAAAAAAACAAGUUUGAAUUGUAAUUUUUACUACGCUUCUAUCUGCGUUUAAUUAUAUAUAUAUUUCUUUUUUUUUUUGAAAUUAUGCUCAUUUUUUUUUAUAAUGGGCAUUUAAUUUCAGAUAUAAAAUUAAUUUCAAAUUAUUAGAAAGAUUAAAUGUUUUUAUAAUUUAAUCUCUGAUCGACGUAAAAGAGGAUAUAUAUAUAACAUUGUAGUUUUUUCUGAUACUACGAAUAUUUUUCGUUGUAGCGUAUUAUUAUAUAAUCUUCGUAAUUAUGUUUAAGGGAAUAAAAAGAAAAAAGUGGUCGGAA
Messenger RNA from Leptopilina boulardi, 6834 nucleotides. RefSeq names its product ATP-dependent helicase brm (gene brm). Bases 193 to 5784 code for a protein of 1863 amino acids. Gene Ontology annotation, cellular component: nucleus. Gene Ontology annotation, molecular function: ATP-dependent chromatin remodeler activity; ATP binding; DNA binding. Lineage: Eukaryota; Metazoa; Arthropoda; Insecta; Hymenoptera; Figitidae. The transcript has 24 exons. The record is from RefSeq and is a predicted model, not a curated record. Gene Ontology annotation, biological process: positive regulation of transcription by RNA polymerase II.